Messenger RNA from Symbiodinium pilosum, 1001 nucleotides. The record is from the annotation of a GenBank genome assembly. Lineage: Eukaryota; Dinophyceae; Suessiales; Symbiodiniaceae.
GUGCGGUCGACAUUGCAGGACAUGAUCCGAAAGUCUGUGGCAAAGAUCAAGUCGAGCAUUCCAGCCGGCGCGGCUGACGAUGUGGCAGCCUUUCUGGCGGAUCAACUCUCGGCAGCGAACAGGAAUGCCGCUGGCAACAGUGGGCAAGCCCCCGAUUUCACAGCGCAAGCCGCUUUCGCGUCAGUGCUUGAAAAUGUUCCGAAGAAGCUUGGCGGACCAGACACAUUGCGAGACGUCACCUUGGCCGACCUCAUGUUCACGAUGGCUGAUGUCAUUUACGAACACGUCCCAACAGCCGUGCCGAGUCUGGCUGCCGCCGUGGUGAUUAAAUUUGCUGAACACGACAGACUGUCGCCCGAAAUCAAGGAGACUAGCGGCCCUCCAGUGCCGUCAUACUACCACUUCCUCUGCGUGGCCGAGAACAAUGGCAAUGAAGGAGAUGCGAACGAGUCAAAGACUCUGAAGCCCAACAAUGAUACCCUUCAAACUUUGUCUUGCGUCCGUGGGAUGUACAUGCUGAAUGCUUUGCAGGCGCAGAUAUGCAGAGUAGCCAGUGACUUGUGCACAUGUGGUGAAGUUGCCAGUUAUCUUGUGGCGCAGGCUCUAUUGAAACGAUUGUCGAAGGAUCAAGUAUGGAGCGACUUCACCUCGGCCAAGAUGUUGCGUUGCUUGCAGCUCAUGCAGUCGGCAGCUGAUGCUAGCGGAAGCAGCGGGACGAUUCCAACGCCUGUGCUGGCAAUGGAGUCACUGUUGACGGCAAUGGUUGCUGACGAAAGCGACUGGUCCACUUGUUGGACAAAGUACCUGCGAUAUGCCAUGGAGCACGACAAGAUUCCUGGGUCGCUCAAGGAUGUGUGUUUGUCAGUACCACGUCAUCUGCAGUACAUGCUUGAUGCAUCUCUCGCAAACAUCGGUGUGAAAGCUGAAGACGAUGGUGACUCCGCCGAAGUUGGCGAGACAAAGAAAGACGCAGCCACACUCAUUCCAGAGUGGAAGCCAGG